This is a messenger RNA of Tauraco erythrolophus (red-crested turaco), 1713 nucleotides long. It is a transcript of the gene SLC45A3, whose product is annotated as solute carrier family 45 member 3. Gene Ontology annotation, molecular function: sucrose:proton symporter activity. The record is from RefSeq and is a predicted model, not a curated record. Lineage: Eukaryota; Metazoa; Chordata; Aves; Musophagiformes; Musophagidae. Gene Ontology annotation, biological process: transmembrane transport. Gene Ontology annotation, cellular component: membrane.
AUGGCUCAGAGAGCCUGGGUCAGCAUGCUCUUCCACAGCCGCAAGACUCAGCUCCUGCUGGUCAACUCCCUGACGUUCGGCCUGGAGGUCUGCCUGGCUGCAGGGAUAACCUAUGUGCCUCCGCUGCUGCUGGAAGUGGGUGUGGAGGAGAAGUUCAUGACCAUGGUUUUGGGGAUAGGACCUGUCCUUGGCUUGGUUUUUGUCCCGCUGAUCGGAUCUGCCAGUGACCACUGGCACAGCAGCUAUGGCCGAAGGCGACCGUUUAUCUGGAUGCUUUGUCUGGGAGUCCUGCUGAGCCUCUUCGUGAUCCCACAUGCCAGCAGCCUGGCCAGCCUGUUUGCUCUCAACACUCGCCCGCUGGAGAUUGCCUUCCUCAUCCUGGGCAUCGGGUUGCUGGAUUUCUGCGGCCAGGUCUGCUUCACGCCGCUGGAGGCCCUGCUCUCAGACCUCUUCCAGGAGCCAGACAACUGCCGCCAGGCCUUCUCCAUGUACGCCUUCAUGAUCAGCUUGGGGGGCUGCAUUGGCUACCUCCUUCCAGCUAUUGACUGGGGCGGCAGCUUUCUGGCCCCGUACUUGGGAGGGCAGAUGACGUGCCUCUUCAGCCUCCUUGCUGUCAUCUUCCUCAGCUGUGUGCUGGCCACGCUCUUUGUGACAGAGGAGGCAGCCACCCAGGCAGAUGUUCUGGAUGGCCCGGCGCUGAAGGACGCUCCCCCUAAGCCCUCACCUCCUGCCUGCUGCUCUUGCCAGCUCUCCAGGAGCUCGUGUCUCCUGCAGGCCAGGCACAUGACGCAAGCCCUGAGAAACCUCUGCACGCUGGUGCCACGGCUUCACAUCCCCAAGGUCAUCCGGCGCCUGUUUGUGGCCGAGCUCUGCAGCUGGAUGGCACUGAUGACUUUCAUGCUGUUCUACACAGACUUUGUUGGGGAAGGACUAUACCACGGUGUCCCCAGAGCCAAGCCGGGCACGGAUGCCAGACGCCACUACGAUGAAGGUGUCCGGAUGGGUAGUUUGGGCCUCUUCCUGCAGUGCGUCACAUCCAUCUUCUUUUCGACAAUCAUGGAUCGGCUGGUGAAGCAGUUUGGGACGCGGGCGGUCUACCUGGCCAGCGUGGUGUUCUUCCCCGUGGCUGCCUCCGUCAUGUGCCUUUCCCACAGUGUCAUCGUUGUUACCAUCUCAGCUGCUCUCACGGGCUUCACCUUCUCUGCACUCCAGAUCCUGCCAUACACACUGGCAUCACUGUAUCAUCAUGAAAAACAGGUAUUUUUGCAUAAAUAUAAGAGCAAAGAGGAGGAAGAUGCAGCUCGAUUGGACAAGAAAUCCACCUUCUCUAAAGGCCUCCUUUCCAGCCAGAAGCUGCCUUACCAGAAUGGACAUGCUGGGAGCCUCUUCUCUUCUUCUUCCUCCUCCUCCUCUCCUCCAGCCGCCAGCUCGGCUCUGUGCGUCAGCUCCUCCUGCGACGUCUCGCUCAUGAUGAUGGUGGGAGAACCAGACUCGGUGGCUCCUGGCCGAGGGAUCUGCCUGGACUUGGCUAUUUUGGACAGUGCUUUCCUCCUCUCUCAGGUUGUCCCCUCCCUCUUCAUGGGGUCCAUCGUCCAGUUUACGCAGUCGGUGACUGCCUACAUGGUGUCAGCUGCUGGCUUUGGCCUCGUAGCCAUUUACUUUGCAACCAAAGUUGUCUUUGAUAAGAGUGACAUGGUGAAGUAUUCAGUGUGA